Molecule: messenger RNA, 866 nt
Organism: Lobosporangium transversale
Lineage: Eukaryota; Fungi; Mortierellomycota; Mortierellomycetes; Mortierellales; Mortierellaceae
Exons: 2
Coding region: 60-866 (268 amino acids)
Biological process (GO): pentose-phosphate shunt; carbohydrate metabolic process
Molecular function (GO): 6-phosphogluconolactonase activity
Source: RefSeq, a predicted model, not a curated record
UUUUUUUUUUCUUCUCCUAAUUCAAUCUUUAUUUUUGAAAGUGAAAUUGCAAUCUCACCAUGCUCCCCACUGCUGGAAUCACACAGAUUUACACCUUCCCGGACACUGGCGCGUUGUCGCAGGGCCUUGACAAAUAUGUCGCCAAGCUGUCUGACGAGGCCAUUAAGCGCCACGGCAAGUUUACUCUCGCGCUUUCAGGAGGAUCUCUUCCCAAGCAGCUGAGCGCUGUCCUCAAGCAUAAUAAAUCUAUCGACUUUUCUAAUUGGAUUGUGUACUUUGCUGAUGAGCGCUGCGUUCCUCUGGACCACGAAGAUUCCAAUUACCUACUUGCUAAAAAGGAGCUUUUUGAUUUUGUUGAUAUCCCAGAGGAAAACAUUCAUACUAUCCUUCCUGACCUAGAUCUUGCCAACAAACCAUUGGCGGAAGCUCAGGAGGCGGCACAGGAAGCCGCAGAGGAUUACAUUUCGCAACUCGCCAAAACCUUUGCUACUAAAGACUCUGUCCGUUUCCCAGUCUUUGACCUAAUCCUGCUCGGCGUCGGUCCUGAUGGCCAUACCUGCUCACUUUUCCCAAAUCACGAGCUUUUGAACGAAACCGCAGAAUGGUGUGCCUCGAUUUCAGAUUCGCCGAAACCACCACCAUUCAGAAUUACGCUCACUUUGCCAGUGCUUAACCAUGCUCAUCAUGUGGCCUUUGUUGCUGCUGGUGAGGGAAAACAAGAUGUGCUUCAUCACAUUCUAGAUAAUCCUGGUCAUUUGCCUGCGCAGUUGGUUAAGCCCAAGACUGGUACUCUGAGCUGGUUCCUCGAUGACGCAGCAGCAGCUAAAGUCACUUCUGCCACUCAAAGGGGUCUUGAGCGACUUUAA